AUAAUACCAUUAGAGAAAGAAUAAAAAAAUGUUUGUCAAAAUAUGUCUUAAAAAAUAAUUACUUUCUCCAAUUAAAGUAACAGUAAAAAGUGUGUUAUGGCUCCUGGUAACAAAGAUCGCCACCCAGGACACACGGGUACUAUUCCCAAAACGAAAGCCAGAAACAAUUGCAAUGUUCCCCAAGAAGCUGUGACACCGACGAGAAGAGAUAUGACAACAAACCUUGUAACGACUUCUUUGGAUUGGGUUCCCGUUUCCGAGUAUAAUACAAGAUCAAAUUUCAAUCAAUCAAGAAAACCAACCAACAAUACUUCAGAUCAAGAAUUAACAGACUUAGACAACUCAGUUUCAUUUGAAAGUGGUUUUGGAAGAUUUGUACCUGUAAGACCUCAACCUCGUGCGUUACCCUUGACUGUACAGAAUAGAGAAAACAUUUCUUCUGAUCAUAAUGAUGAUGGUGCAGGCUCAUCUAUUUCUUCCCAUACAAUACAUCAUUUUCAAAAUGGCCUAAUUCCUCACUCCAAUCAUGGUGCAGCUGCUGUGAUGAUAGUGAACCCUACCACACCUAAUGCUGUGACUGGGAGUAUGUCUCAACCUUUUAAUGCACCGAAUCAGAAUAGAAAUAAUUUGACAAGAAAUCUGAACUCUACACGAAACUCAUUUGAUGGUAAUAUUCACGCAAGUAAUAAUAAUAUUACUCCGCCAAUCUCUAAUUCAAGAACUGGAACUAAAACUGUGAAUUUAAUGAAUAACAUGUAUGAACAAGGCCAAGGGAGCUUUAAUAAUAUAAACGAAAAUAAUCCGACUCAUAGAGAGUCUGCACGAGCAUUAGGAGAGGCGAUUGUAGCUGCUUGUCCUGACGCUGCUGCGGUUGAGCGAAGACUUGGUCAGAUUAGAGAAUACAUACGCGUAACAUCCUCACUUGUGGAUACAAUGCGGAACUCUGAAGAUGAGGCGUACAUAGAACACACUAAAGAGGAAUAUGAUGAACUUCUUCAAAUGAUAACUAAAUUAAGAGAUAGUGAAAAGAAAUUGAAAAGCAUAUUAGAUGAUGACCAAAAUCCUGAUAAUAUAGAAGUACCUUUACUGGAAUUAGGUUCUGCUAAUCCAGUAGAAGUAGAUACUGAUGUAUCUAAAAAUAUUCCUGAAGAUACUUCAAUUGCUAAUCAAAACUUAGAUCAAAACUCAUCAAAGAAUAACAAUGAAAGUAAUUCAAUAAGUAACAACCUUAAAAAAGUUACAAACAUAGAGAAUGAACAAUUAAAUAAAACAACAACACAGAGAACAAAUGAAAUACAACUUGCAGAAAAUAAUACAAAUGGUGUUGUUAUAAAAGAGAUAGAAACAAAUAUUUCUGGUGAUGCUGAAAUCACAAAUAAUAAUCAAAAACGUAAUGACGAGCUCAGAAAAAAUAUAAUAUCUUGUGUUGAGAAAGUAGCUAUAAUAGAAGAAAUUAAAAACAAAGUCAAUGAUUUUGGCAACAACAAUGACCAGGAUGUUGUGGUGAGGCCUGUAUCGGUACAGAGCAAUGGUUCCACCUACAGCGAGAAUGAACUGUGGCAGAAUGAAAUUAAAAACAAAAUGGAAAUGUCUCAAAUACGUCUGUCUGCUUUGAAACAACAACAAAAGAGGUUGCUAAAGUAUCAGGCUGAAGCUAAACAACAGCUAGAAGAAUUAAAAGAAAGACAAGCUCAAGAAAUAAACCAACCAACUGCCAAUGACAACUUUACUGGCAUACAGCAAAAUAUGAGUUUCUCGAGUAACUUCAAUCAUCCGAACCGUUUGUUUGGAUCAAAUCAGAUAGGUGUAGCGACCACACUGCCUCAGUCAUCGGACAGUAUCCACAGUGGACAAUUGAUAAAUAACAUGGAAACAGAACAUGGCCGUUCCAAUCAAUCUACUCACAGUCAAGAUGAGAGAUUCUCUAUUAGAGAUGACAACAUUGCCAGUAGCGAGGAGGCUGGCGGCGGUGGUCGGGACAGUGAGGCAGAGGAGGACGAAGGUACCCUGCACGAGCGCGGCCGUAUCCUGCAGCUCAAGCUGCGCGAGCUUCAGCUCAAAAAACAACAUAUGGAGAAUUUGGUUUCUGAAUUUCAAAAACUUCAGAUGGCAUCAGGUCUGGUCGGCUCUCACAAUACAUACUCCAGUUCAGGAGAGGAUAGCGCUGAAGAUGAACCAUCUGGAAAGUGUAAUAAUGCUGCGGGAAAUUUGAAAAACGAAAAUAAAAGAAUUGGUGGAAAACUUACAUCAUCUUUGCAUAAAGCUAAAGAUUUGAUGAGGUCAUUAGAGGCUUUUGAAACAGAUCAUUUGUCAAAUUUACACGAGGAGUCUUUCCCGAUGUCGAAUAAUACAAACAUACAUGACAACAAAUCUGAUGGCGGUGGUAGCAUCGGUGACUGGUCUAACGAAGGCAGCGUCUGUCGUGUUCGCAACACUUUGCCACAACGACACAAGUUCACCAACGAACAACAUCAUCAGCAGCAACAGCAUCAUCAACAACAGCAACAAUAUCAACAACAAAUUCAGCAGCAGCAACAACAUCAGCUACAACAACAACAUUUACAACAACAACAACUUCAACAACAGCUGCAAAAUCAUCAACAACAUCUCAACCAACAACAACAUCUAAACCAGCAACCACACCUCAACCAACAACAAAAUCUCAACCAGCAAUCACAUCUCAACCAACAACAACAUCUCAACCAACAACAACAUCUCAACCAACAACAACACAACCAACAACAGCAUUUCCAACAACAAGCCAGUCACGAGGCUAAUCUCGCAAGUCUACAAGAACUUGCGCAAGAGUUACGUAUGGAGACUGAAAAGAUAAUGGGCGAGCGUGCGCGUAUUAAAGAUAUGGUCUCUAAUAAAGAAGUAAGUAGAAAGCAGAAGAAGGUGAACGAGGAAGUACGCGCAGGUCCGAGCUGUGUGCCAGGCCCGGCAGAGAGGAGACAGAUGCAGCUGCGAGCGCUGUUAGCUGACAAGCAGCGUGAGCUGGAGGCGCUACUCAACAAGGAGAAGGUCCUUUGUGUGGGAGCGGAGUCACAGAACAAACCUGAUUCUGGAGCAAUGUCAGUUGUUAACCAGUCAUAUAAUAGUGAACAAGAAGAACCGGAAUCGAGAUCUGAACAGCUGCCACUUGAUUCACAAACCUCCAGGGAAAAUGAGAACUACCGGGGUGGUGGAGACAACGCAAUCGGCGGCAGAUCCAUUAACAUAGGGCCAUCUUGUUUGGAGAGUGCGUAUGGCAGCGAUACUGACAGUGCUUCAAGGAAUAAAUCAAAUCAAAGGAACAGACCACGUCGUCGGCAAACUCAAGAUCGUCAAUCUGAAGAUAAUACUCCGCAGGUCAAUAAUGCCACACCCAAUAUUCGCCAUGAGCCGAGACCUGAAGCAUCCAAUGUCAAUAUGGUAUCACCCGUUGCGCAAAAUGGCGACAAUCCUACGAACAUGCCGUAUGGACAAAUACCACCACAAUGUUGGAAUGGAACUAAAUCUAAUCAGGACAUGCGCACAAAUCAGUUCACCCAGAACAGUCACUCGCAGACGAUGGAUCGUUUGCUGGGCACGCCGCAGAUGUCUUUUCCUCCAGCGAUGCCCUACAGCAUGAUGAUGCCCUAUGGAAUGGUGGGCGGGUGUGGUUGCGGCUGUGGGUUGUGGGGCGCGUGGUGCUGGCAGCAGCUCGUCAUGCAGCAGAGAGAGAUACACCAGCUAAGGGAACAACUCAAUCAUCUCGAGGAACGUUGGCGAGCCGAGACAGCAUCUCAUACUCUAAACAACCAAGUACCACCUGGCAACCGCGCCAAUAACUAUUGGGACAACUUCCGAAGCUAUUCACGUCAAAACCUCCUCUCAGCUAACAGCAAAACCAAUGCGGACGGCCAUUUAGGUACAGGAACAGCUCACAACCCACACCCCCUGGUGGAGAGAUCGCACAACACACUACAUCACACAUCCUCGUCCACAUCACCUUCUAUAACACCCAAAAGAAACACAAACACGGCGAGCUCCUCACAAUGCCCGGUCACCGCACCCGCCCCACAAGUAAACCACGACGAUACAUCGAACAGACAUUCACGAAGAAAUGUUGCUUACGAACGAUCACUCUCGUUUUCAUCCGCCCCUGAUGUACUGAACGUGAACCAAAACACAGAAGCUGAGGCGAGCGCACCUUCUCACUCCAGGAACGUAGACGAAGCUACUGCCUUGAAUCUAAACAUCAACCGACAGGAAACCGCGACCACCUUCAGGAACCUAAACAUUACAAAUCCGAUACCAGAAAUAAUACAAUCUCAUUCGAACAACUUAAACAAUUCAACAAAUGCCAAGAAAAAGUCCUCAUCGAAGCUACCUUCGAAAAAUUCUACGAACAGAAGGAACUGUACCUUAGAUUUCUCCCAAACUAGUAACAUCAACAUAACGAGUACUACAGACACGCCAAACCCCAAUUUGGCGUCAACGAGUCGUGAGGUGCAGGAAAAAGCUACAUCCAAAUUAUUUGACCUUUUGAGAGAAAAUGUUUAUUCGGAAGUAACCACCUUGAUCGGAGUCAAUGAGUCUCAUCCCGACUUUUUAAUACAACUGUUCAGAGAACUGCAACUGAUAAGUUCCGAUCCAUUGAGACAAAAAGUUCUGCAAUCCAUACGAAAUGUUUUGGCACAGUACAGUUCAAUUAUGGAAAGUGAAAACAAUGACCGUGUCGAAGGCUCCGAAUCUGAGGUGGUUACAACAUCUGGAGACACGGGUAAUUACCAUGAAUGUAGUUCUCACUCCAUUGACAACGCUUGUGCGAAUACAAUGCAAAUUGACAACAAAAUCGUUCGGUUUUUGCUUAUGAAAAGUGAGGAGAUAUGCACUCCUGAGUUAUUGGAAGCAUUGGCGUCGCUCAUACUCACCAGUGCGCCGGAUAGUAAACAAUCAAAGAAGAGACUACAGGAACUAUUGUCAAAGUACGAGGGCAUGAGAGUUUGCGACAUAUCAAGCGACAUUAUAGAGAAUUUGUCGCUGUUUAUUUCUGGUAGUAGCGACGGUGAUGAAUCCGCGCACCUCACAAGUGAAAUCUCGGAAACUUCUAUACUUCAAGAUGUAGCUGGUUCAUUGAACUUAUUUAGCUCUAGCGAGACCCAACUGCACCAACUGAAUGGCUGUCCAUAUGAGAUGUGGCCUGGACAUGUUCACAUGGAUAUCGACGGAGCUGACCUAAAUGAAAAUGGAGCUCGUUGUAGCCAAGAGGAUAAAGUUGAUCUCAUUAAUUGUUCGGAAAUGCACAAUGGUGAUUUAGCGGAGGCGGAUCAGACCUGCCAUGCGGACAUGGGAGACAGCGGCGUAAACAGCCACGACGAGGUGUCCAACAAUGCGGAAGGCCUGCCCGAUGUGGUGGACACUGACGAAGUCACUCCCACAGAGGCAGAGGCAGAGUGGCUCGGGCUUGACCGUGUGCCAACACGGCUGCACAUGGAAGAAUCAUCUGAAAAGCAAAAAGGUGAUAUUAAUAUUUAGUUAAAUAAUCACUAAACACCUAAACAUGGAACUGUUUGAGCUCCAAUGUCGUUUAGGUGGAGCCUGAAAGAAAUUAUAUCUUAUUAGAUCUUCAUCAGCAUCUGUAACAAAAAAUAAAAUGGACAGAAAUUAAUUACAGUUUUUUUCUUUC
Messenger RNA from Papilio machaon (common yellow swallowtail), 5653 nucleotides. RefSeq names its product probable WRKY transcription factor protein 1. The record is from RefSeq and is a predicted model, not a curated record. NCBI's taxonomy places the organism in Eukaryota, Metazoa, Arthropoda, Insecta, Lepidoptera, Papilionidae. The transcript is spliced from 28 exons. Bases 97 to 5502 code for a protein of 1801 amino acids.